This is a messenger RNA of Aspergillus neoniger CBS 115656, 981 nucleotides long. Its product is annotated as class I SAM-dependent methyltransferase. Bases 1 to 981 code for a protein of 326 amino acids. The transcript is spliced from 10 exons. Gene Ontology annotation, molecular function: methyltransferase activity. The record is from RefSeq and is a predicted model, not a curated record. Lineage: Eukaryota; Fungi; Ascomycota; Eurotiomycetes; Eurotiales; Aspergillaceae.
AUGUGUUCCGACCGCGCUCCUCCUCCUCCCCCGGAAUCCAGCGUCAUUGAACCUGAUAACUUCAGCGACAAUGAUUCCACCUAUCCCGGCUCGCUGGGCGACGCCAGCUACACCACCAGCAUCACGUCCAGUGCCAUGAACUAUGCAUACCAUUCCUACCACGAGGGAGAAUACGUCCUGCCCAAUGAUGAACAAGAACAAGAUCGUCUCGACCUGAGCCACCACAUCUAUCGCAUGCUCUUCAAGGGAGAGCUGAACAGAGCGCCCAUCAAGAAUCCCGCGCGCGUACUAGACAUUGGAACCGGAACGGGAAUCUGGGCGAUCGACUAUGCCGACGAGCAUCCCGAGGCAGAAGUGAUCGGAAAUGAUCUCAGUCCAAUUCAACCGUCCUGGAUUCCGCCGAAUUGCCGAUUCGAAGUCGAUGAUUUUGAGCAACCGUGGUCCUACAGCAAACCUUUUGAUUAUAUCCACGGUCGGGAGCUAGAAGGCUGCGUUCGCGAUAUCGACAACCUCUAUCGCCAAGCUCUAGAAAAUCUGAAGCCGGGAGGAUGGAUGGAAAUGGCCUCCAUGGAGGUCAACACAUACUCGGACGACGAUACACAUUUAAGGGCCAAGAAUCUGCUAGAGGGUAUAGUCUAUAUGCAUGACUGCGCGCGGGAGUAUGGAAAAGACAUGACCAGUGUUCACAGCUGGAAGGAGAAGAUGGAAAAGGCUGGAUUCGUCAAUGUCCGGGAAGAGAUCUUUAAGCUCCCCCAAAGCCCCUGGCCGAAGGACCCCAAGAUGAAAGACCUCGGUCGCUAUCACCAAGUCAACAUGUUCGAGGCGCUGGGCCCGUACUGCUACGCGCUGUUCACGCGCGUGAUGGGCUGGGAAAGAACGGAGAUUGAAGUUUUUGUCGCCGGCAUGAAACAGGAGUUGCGCGACUUGAAUAACCAUUUGUACACGAAAGUGCACAUUGUGUACGGGCAGCGGCCGGAAUGA